CUCCCUCGCUUCUGUGCUAAUACCGUGAACCGCAGGCAGUCCUUAUUCUCUGGGUGGAAGCGCUAAAAGCACCAACAGUUUGAGACGCUCUUUCUCAAUACCCAACCUUUUAGGGCGCCUUGGGAUCAACUUUUAAGUAUUACCAACAAAGGCAUUAACUGGCGGUUUAAAGAGACGCUAAUCCAGGCUGCUUAGUGUAUCAUUGGUCAGCACAUAGUCCCUAUUGUGCGGUAGACGCCAUACCUGAAUUUUGUGGUUAAUUUAGCACUGGGGCCAAACGGCCCGUAGGAAUGGCGUCAAGCGGCUUGGGCGACGUCCAGCAAGUGGAGGCCUUCGUGCAUCAGCUCAUCAACCCAGCGACAAGAGAAAAUGCAUUGCUGGAGUUGAGCAAGAAGCGUGAAAACUUCCCGGAGCUGGCGCCUUAUUUAUGGCAUAGCUUUGGCGCUAUUGCGGCUCUUCUGCAGGAGAUCGUAUCGAUUUACCCUCUGCUCUCGCCCCCGUCCUUGACGGCGCACGCAUCCAAUCGCGUGUGUAACGCGCUUGCACUCUUGCAGUGCGUUGCCUCCCACAAUGAAACACGUGCGCUAUUCCUCCAAGCGCACAUCCCGCUGUUCCUGUACCCCUUCCUCCAAACCAUGAGCAAAACGCGCCCCUUCGAGUACCUCCGCCUGACCAGCCUGGGGGUGAUCGGCGCGCUGGUCAAGGUUGACGACACCGACGUGAUCAACUUCCUGCUGUCCACCGAGAUCAUCCCGCUGUGCCUGCGCACCAUGGAGAUCGGCACGGAGCUGUCCAAGACGGUCGCCACCUUCAUCGUGCAGAAGAUACUGCUGGACGAUGUGGGGUUGAACUACAUUUGCGCCACCGCCGAGCGCUUCUUCGCGGUGGGUGCGGUGCUGGGCAACAUGGUGGUGGCGCAGGCGCAGAUGGUGGACCAGCCCUCGCAGCGGCUGCUGAAGCACAUCAUCCGCUGCUACCUGCGACUCUCGGACAACCCGCGCGCUCGUGAGGCGCUGCGCUCGUGCCUGCCCGAGCUGCUGCGCAACGCCCAGUUCACCGCCUGCCUCAAAAACGAUGACACCACGCGCAGGUGGUUGGCCCAGCUGCUGAUCAACGUGGGCUUCCCGGACGCGGCGGCGGCACUGGGGGCGCUGGAUGUGGUGCAGCCCACCCCCAUGACGGGCGCGUGAGGGGGGGGUGCACACUGGGCUUGACGUGAUGUGAGGGGCGUUUUCCCUUUAUCACGUGGUGGCUGGUUGUCCUAACACUUGUGACGGGCGCGUGAGGGGCACGUGAGGGGAGCAGGCGGAUGCUGUUGCUUGAUUGGGAGGAGCAGAAGGGAGGACUGGAGGGAGGCUGUGGAGGCAGAGGUAGGAGGGAAGGGAAAGCAGCAGUGGCGGCAGAGGGUUUUGCUGGCCUGCAGUUGGGUGAGGUGUGAGAUGAAGGGAGGGAAGGAGGCCCAGCAGCAACAGCAGCAGCGGGCAGGGGUUGUAGGUGGCGCCGGGUUCAUGCUUCCUCUUCUUGUCGUAUGUGGGGCGCAGGGGGGCUGCAAGGGACGCUGAACCGCUGAAACACGGUGUGUAGAAAGUAGGGAGAGGCGGCAACAGGGACGAUUGGAGGAGGCGGAAGCAGGUGGCAGGAGGCGCAGGGAGGAUGGUUUGCACUUCGGGCGGUUUGCCGCCCGGUAUGCGCAUUGUCGAGCCAUGCUUCCGGAGGCCCUCGGGUGUCCCAUAGGCUUGCAUGCACGUCGAGGAGCGAUGCGAGGUCGGAAGGGGCGCGGUUCGGCGUUCACGACAUCUCGAAGGGCCUUGUAGGACCUAUGUUAUGUUACAGGCGGCCCCUGGUGCGGUCGGCGGUUCUGCUGGCGGGUAUAUGCAUGUGCGCCGGCGUAGGGCCAAUAGCCCCGCAUGCCUCUAGUCCGGACGACGUGCCGGCGUGGGAGUUACACGGAUGCUGGGGCUGGGGCGGGUUGUGGUAGAGCAGUCCGUGCCAAGCAGGAUUGGCGCUGACAGGUAGUGCGAUGGGGGCGCAGGACUGGAGGAAUGGACAUGACAAGGGGAGGUCGGCCUCUUUGCCGCUGUGUUCAGUGGAGUGUGACGCCUGGAGAGCCAUGCAAUGGGGAUUGUGGGCCGCAGCAAACCCCAGCAUCAUGAUAUUGUAUGAGCUGGCAAAUCGUGAGCAGCCCUAGCCCUGGCUCGCGGUGCAGGGGGCCCAGUGUGAAAUGAAGCAAGCAUGGCCUGCACUACGGGUGGGUGGCACAUGCGCAGGGCAUGUUGCACUGCAUAUGCUCGCUUGCACUCCAGAUGUACUUCCAUACGCAAUGGCAUCCAGCUAUGGUGGCUAUUUGCGGUCUUGCUCGUUUGCUAAGUGACCCGUGGGUCAUUCGCGACUUAUUAAUCGGACCGGCAAGCUGUAUGGCCUGAUUAAGGCCAAUGGCAAACGCUCAAAGUUCUUAGCUGCAGUAUAUAGGAACAGAAUGUAUGCCAGCGGGGCGUUUGGCCUCGACUCGUUGCUGUACACUGCCGUUAACCUUCCCAAAAGGCAACUUUUAACAGUGUUAUCUUACAAUGGGC
Messenger RNA from Astrephomene gubernaculifera, 2573 nucleotides. The record is from the annotation of a GenBank genome assembly. Lineage: Eukaryota; Viridiplantae; Chlorophyta; Chlorophyceae; Chlamydomonadales; Astrephomenaceae.